Seminavis robusta is the source of this 1733-nucleotide messenger RNA. The record is from the annotation of a GenBank genome assembly. Lineage: Eukaryota; Bacillariophyta; Bacillariophyceae; Naviculales; Naviculaceae.
CAGUCACGAAUACACUCCCACCACACAUUUUUUGUUUUUGUUUUCUCAAGGUAACCCCCAAAAUUUUCUUUGGCAGAGCAACUCGAACACAAAUGGAACCAUGGGCAAGGCCAAGAAGCGUAGCAAAGGAUCCAGUGGUGGCGACUCUGGUGGAGCGACGACCACUUGGGACAGUGCCCAUCAUUCGUUGCGACAAGAACAACAAGCCAAUAAACGGUACAAAAAGCAGCAACAAAGGCAAGAAGAGGGAGAAGGAGAAGGAGAAGGCAAGCAACCAGUCAAGGAAGACAAGCAUCAAGUCAAGGAAGAACGACGAUUCAAACUGACUGCCAAAUUGACCCAUGAUUCAAGAGAAAAACGAGAAGGUGCCAAAUUGCGUCUGAAUAUUACCAAAACCCAACGAGAAAUUGAAACACUGAGAGAACGAUUGCGAAAAUGGGACAAUGCCGAAGAACAAGAACGUCUGGAUGAAGAGGAACGCAAACGAAAGGAACCACCCAAAAAGAAGGGUCGAUUGGGACCGGAAUCUUGGAAACUCAAGGGUGCUGCUCGUCCCGCUUGGAUGGUCAAUGAAUUCGAUGUCCGUUACGAGUGUCCUCAUCUAAAGGCACAUGAAAAAGCUCGAGAAAAAGCCAAACGAGUGCAGAAUCUACUCAUUCUCUACAAGGGGAAAUUUGGACAACAAUUUGCGGAUAACGACCUUUCCUAUCCCUAUCGACGGCAACUUCUCGCACUUCUCAUGCAAUACGGUCUACUCAACAAAGAAGCCAAAAAGUACAAGACGGCACGGACUGCUUUGUUGGAAUGCCUCGAUUUGGACGGCAUUCAACAUCCCAUCACCAAUGCCCGAUGUCACUUGAUGCGACUCUAUCUACAAGUCAAUCGACCCCAGUCGGUACAUGAAUUGUGGAAUACACGACUCUCCGCCGCGGGCAAUCAGGAAACAUCCGUCUGGGUCCUCUAUUCGGUGGCGUUGGUGGAAUACAUUCGUUGGAACGACUUUGGUGAAUCCACCCGCCAACAAGCCGAACAGGCAUUGCUACGAGCUUUUGCCGGAAAUCCACUCUGUGCCUAUUACUUGGCAUUUGCCGACUUUUUUCAUCAGUACAUGGAAUACACCGAUGACAUUGAAGAUGCCGACGAUCCACUGGGACAAGCCAUUGAGUACUGUCAUGACGAACAAAUGGGCAUGUGGAUGGGUACCGAGGGUGCCUUGCAAUGGGUGCAAGAUACACUCUUGCGUGCCAAGGCAGACUUUGAUUGGAAUCGUCGACUCGAAAUGAUUGAAGCCGAGCAGAAGGCAAACGGUGAAGAUGAUCAGAAUGGAGAGGAAGAAGACGAGGAGGAGUCACAAGAAGACCAAGCGGAUCUUCUCAUGUUUGUGGGCAUGUUUCGAACAACCAUGGAAAUGCUAGAGGCCAACGGAUCGCUAGCGCGGGUGCCACCAGCAAUUGUGGAAGAUGCAAAGGACAACAACCAGCAAUCGGAAGGACAAGAAAAGAAGGACCAGGAAUCGGAAGAGGGCGAAGGAUCGCCGGACGAUAGCGAUUGAGAAGAACUUUUUGAACUUUUCUGCGUUAGAUUUGAGUCAAUGACAAGUUGCUAGCUAGUAGUGUGACUCCAACACCCUACACCCUCUACAUCAAGCCGACAGUACCGGUCUAGAAUCGAAUCGGUUAGAUCUGUAGUCUAAAUGCAUUUUCUAUUUUUAAGUGCGUCAAACAACUGCCCAG